CUUGUUCAACUUUGUGUUCCAUCAUAUACUGCUCCAUAUCAUGGCAAGGGACUUCUUCAAUCUCCCUUCAAUCCUGCUGAUAAUGCCAUAAUUUCGGAUCUUCACACGCCGCAAAAAAAUGCCAGUCCCUUAAGGUCUGCUAUAGAAACGCGCUAUCAUGCCAAGAAUUCUUCUGAACGGGAUACGCCUAGUUCCAAAUUUUUGUAUACUCACUCUCUCAAUUUGGCAUCUCUCUGCCCCCCUUUCCAAUAUCCACAGAUCCCAGCUUUGGUAAUACACUGUGUAACUGAAAUCGCUGCAAGAGGCCUCGAGACACUUGGACUCUAUCGAAUGUCUGGAUCUGAAAAGCAGGUGAAAGAGCUAUUCGAAAAAUUUUUAAAAAACCGCUCCACUCCGAGUCUAGCCCUCGUUGAUGAUAUUCAUGUGAUUUGUGGAUGCCUAAAGCUAUUUCUACGUUCCUUGACCGAGCCCCUGGUGACAGUUCGUUUGCGCCACGAAUUUGUCCGCGCAGGCGAAUAUUUGAAUGCGCCAGGUGGAGACAGCGCAGCAGGAAAUCAAAUUGCUCUUGAAGCUAUUGAUUCGCUGCCUCCAGCCAAUAAAGAUACUCUCGCAUUUAUCCUGCUUCACCUCCAAACGAUAGCCACUUCUCCCCUUUGUCACAUGGGUGUGGAGAAUUUGGCUGUCAUUUUCGGUCCAACUCUAAUUGGUUAUUCUAGUCAGGACAACCGCAUUAUGGAGACUGUAUUAGAAUCAACUCGGCAACGGGCGGUAAUUUUGCUUGACUUAUUUCUUAGUUCAAUUAAGGUUGUGUAA
Protopolystoma xenopodis is the source of this 813-nucleotide messenger RNA. The record is from the annotation of a GenBank genome assembly. NCBI's taxonomy places the organism in Eukaryota, Metazoa, Platyhelminthes, Monogenea, Polystomatidea, Polystomatidae.